Messenger RNA from Merops nubicus (carmine bee-eater), 876 nucleotides. RefSeq names its product G protein-coupled receptor 6 (gene GPR6). The transcript has a single exon. Gene Ontology annotation, cellular component: membrane. Gene Ontology annotation, biological process: G protein-coupled receptor signaling pathway. The annotation marks the transcript as partial. Gene Ontology annotation, molecular function: sphingosine-1-phosphate receptor activity. Lineage: Eukaryota; Metazoa; Chordata; Aves; Coraciiformes; Meropidae. The record is from RefSeq and is a predicted model, not a curated record.
CUCAACCCCUGGGACGUGAUGCUCUGCGUGUCCGGCACGGCCAUCGCCUGCGAGAACGCCCUGGUGGUGGCCAUCAUCUGCUACUCGCCCACCCUGCGCACCCCCAUGUUCGUGCUGGUGGGCAGCCUGGCCACGGCCGACCUGCUGGCUGGCCUCGGCCUCAUCCUCAACUUCGUUUUCCAGUACGUGAUCCGCUCCGAGACGGUGAGCCUGCUGACGGUGGGCUUCCUCGUCGCCUCCUUCGCCGCCUCCGUGAGUAGCUUGCUGGCCAUCACGGUCGAUCGCUACCUCUCCCUCUACAACGCCCUCACCUACUACUCGGAGCGGACGGUGCUCUGCAUCCACACCAUGCUGGCGGGCGCCUGGGGGGUGUCCCUCUGCCUGGGGCUGCUGCCCGUCCUGGGCUGGAACUGCCUCCACGACCGCGCCGCCUGCAGCGUCGUCAGACCCUUGACCAAGAGCAACGUGACGCUGCUGUCCGCCUCUUUCUUCCUCAUUUUCCUCAUCAUGCUCCAUCUCUACAUCGAGAUCUGCAAGAUCGUUUGUAGGCACGCUCACCAGAUAGCUCUCCAGCAGCACUUUCUGACUGCUUCACACUAUGUUGCCACCAAAAAAGGAGUCUCUACCCUCGCUAUAAUCCUCGGGACUUUCGGAGCCAGCUGGCUUCCUUUUGCCAUCUACUGUGUAGUGGGUGACCCCAACUACCCCUCUGUGUACACAUACGCCACGCUUCUACCUGCUACCUACAACUCUAUGAUCAACCCCAUCAUUUACGCCUACAGAAACCAGGAGAUCCAGAGGUCCAUGUGGGUGCUCUUCUGUGGCUGCUUUCAGGCUAAAGUGUCCUUUCGCUCCCGGUCCCCGAGCGAUGUCUGA